AUGGCUGAAAAUUGGGAGUGUCAUUACGCUAGCUCGAUCCUAGGAUGGCUGAGGAACCCGCCAAGUGGCGCUUCAACCUUCCCCGGUGGCCAAUACUUCUACCAGUCUCAGCUCGCUCAUUUACAUCUCUUUCCACCUCCCAUCAAGCUCUCCGCCUCCAACCAUCCAUCGCGAGUGGAUCGUGGGAUUGGCAUGGGCCACAAGAUAACUCAGGUGUGGAAGAAUGCACUCAAGGAUAUUGAGCUCUCUGUAUUAUGGCUGACCAAUCAGGAUCCUAUUCAAGGCUGGUACAAAGGGUGUGCCAGAAACAAUGAUCCGCAGCAACAGCCAACACCCACGUCCAGCAAGGGCAAAUGGCUCUGGCAGCCAACCCAUGACGGUCCCAAGCUGCAGCCGAUGACGGUACACAAACAGGGGUCACUAGAAGUCAAGUGUGAGCGGGUGUUCUACGAGCGCAAGCAGGCAGGCGGGAAGCGGUCAAGGGGAUCGUUGGAUGGCUAG
This is a messenger RNA of Puccinia triticina, 501 nucleotides long. RefSeq lists its product as uncharacterized. The coding region runs from base 1 to 501 and encodes 166 amino acids. The record is from RefSeq and is a predicted model, not a curated record. NCBI's taxonomy places the organism in Eukaryota, Fungi, Basidiomycota, Pucciniomycetes, Pucciniales, Pucciniaceae. The transcript has 2 exons.